Corticium candelabrum is the source of this 1946-nucleotide messenger RNA. RefSeq lists its product as uncharacterized. Lineage: Eukaryota; Metazoa; Porifera; Homoscleromorpha; Homosclerophorida; Plakinidae. The coding region runs from base 48 to 1667 and encodes 539 amino acids. The record is from RefSeq and is a predicted model, not a curated record. Gene Ontology annotation, molecular function: sulfur dioxygenase activity. The transcript is spliced from 14 exons. Gene Ontology annotation, biological process: hydrogen sulfide metabolic process; glutathione metabolic process.
CUCUCAGCGUUAUAUCACAUCAUUUUCAGCGGAGUUAGUGCGUCAACAUGAUCCGUUCAUUCUUCAGAGCCGGGGCUCGAUCUUUCCUCACUCCACGUCGCUACUCGAGCCGUAAAGUUUCUGUCCUGCAGAGUGGAUUGAGAGCUAUUCAGAAUUUGGAAGGGGCACAAGUUCAUCUCUACUAUCUUCAGUGUAUGGCUCAAGCGUCGUAUAUGAUACAUCAUGACAAAAAUGCUUUUUUGGUGGAUCCGAGACGUGAUAUAGAAGCAUAUCUUUAUGAUCUUGAAUCAAAGAAUUUGUCUCUCAAAGGAAUAUUCUUGACUCACAUCCAUGCUGACUUUGUGUCUGGUCAUAAAGAGUUAAUCGAUCAUACGGGAGCUGUCGUGUACAUGGGACCUGGAGUGAAGGACCGAUGUCAGUUUCAGUUGACUGAACUGCCAGAUGAUGCAGUUGUGGAUGUGUCAGACAAGUUUGAAAUAAGAGCACUUCACACCCCAGGCCAUACACCGGAAUCAAUGACAUUUGUCUUGGUCAACAAAUUGAAUAACAAGACGCCACUUGCCGCAUUUACUGGUGACACUCUCUUUAUUGGAUCUGUUGGACGUCCUGAUCUGGUUGGAUCUCUCAACUUCACUGCUGAAGAGAUGUCAAGAUUGAUGUAUGACAGUUUGGAGAAGAAAAUCAAGACACUACCAGAUGAUGUUGUGGUCUAUCCGGCUCAUGGAGCGGGUUCGCCAUGUGGUAAGAACUUGAGUGAUGAUUUGUGGUCAAGUAUAGGGAAUGAAAAACAAAACAAUCCAGCUUUGCAGUUUGAUGCAGUGGAGCCGUUUGUGAAGUAUCUCACAACAGACCAACCUCAAGCACCUCAAUACUUUUUUCAUGAUGUUGAAUUGAAUCUGGCAGGGGCUCCAUCAGUGUCAGAAACUGUGGAGAAAUGCAAGUGGACGAAACCGUCAGAACUGCACAGCAUUUUGAAAUCAGACACGACUGUUUGCGUUGUCGACACUCGUUCUAAAGAGGAAUACUAUCACUCUCAUAUUGGCAAGUCGCUGUUGUUUUCUAUGGGAGGUCAAGGUGGCACAACGUUAGCGAUUUGGGAAGGAAACUUUGCCAUUUGGGUUGGGACUCUUGUUGGACCCAGCAGACGGUUGGCUGUUAUUGCUAGCGAAGGUCAGGAGACAGAAGCCGUUCAGCGACUGGCUCGAAUUGGAUAUCAGCCAGAAAUUGUUCUCGAUGGAGGAAUGAAGGCGUGGGAGGCCGAACAGCUUCCUGUUGACAAGAGCAACCUCGUGGAAGUGAGAAGUGAGGAGCAGUUGACCCGUUUAGUCGACAAUGACGAUACUGUACUUGUUGAUGUUCGUACGGCAUCUGAGUAUGCGAACAAUCACAUCAAGAGUGCUAUUAACAUUCCACUCAGCAAUUUGAUGACAACACGUCAUGAUCUCAACAAAACCAAACUAUAUGUGGUUUACUGCCAUUCUGGCUAUCGAUCGUCAAUUGCUGUAUCGGUUCUUCAGAAUGUUGGUCUGCAGGCCACCGACAUCGCAGGAGGAUUUGCGACAGUCAAUGUGUGUGUCCCUCAGUACACAGCAACCGGUCAGGUAUGUCCAAACAUGCGUAAGACAGUGGAUGACCUUCAAGCGGUAACUGUUCGUGCAGUGUCGUAAAUCGAUUUGCAAAACAAAAAGGGAGAGAGUGAUAAAAGGUUGAGACUAGUAGAACAGGUUUAGUUGACAAGAGUAUGUUGUUGUGCUAAUUAGCUCGACUGCAUGUGUGUAUGCUGUAUAGUGUGUUAUAGUGUGUUGUUUAUGGUAAUACGUAUGUAGUACACUAAAUUCAGUGUGUCAAUGCUCUACAAUGUAGUCAUUGUAGUCAAUGUCAAUGUAGUCAUUCCGUUGGAUUAUACCGCAUUGUGGAUCUCCUAGUAGCCUUUGACGCCACUUGCC